Molecule: messenger RNA, 1347 nt
Organism: Aspergillus steynii IBT 23096
Lineage: Eukaryota; Fungi; Ascomycota; Eurotiomycetes; Eurotiales; Aspergillaceae
Product: alpha/beta-hydrolase
Exons: 1
Coding region: 1-1347 (448 amino acids)
Molecular function (GO): hydrolase activity
Source: RefSeq, a predicted model, not a curated record
AUGGAUUAUAACGAUCCCAACCACCUUCUCGCGGCGGCAAAGAAGCUUCGAGCCGAGUUUCUACAACAAGUUCGGACAACUUCGGUCUCUGAUGCGCAGGCAGCAACACUCCGAGAUGACCCUGUAAAAGGUCCUCUGUGGGUUGCAAAGUUUACCGUCCCAAAGCCGACUGAGGACACCUCUCGCGAGCUACUCCUUAGCCUCGUGGACGACUUGAACGAUCGGAAUAUUUUCUAUGACCGUCCAGACUCUCAGCCCCUCCAAUUUGAAUGGGUUGGAUAUCGCCAUAAUGUUGAGAAGAACACGCCUGAGCCUUCAAUCUCUGAGAGCGAGAAAUUCCAGCGACUGGUUGCGGAAACAAAACAGCCUACUGUCAUUUUCUAUAUCUACGGGGGAACGUUUGUUUUGAACACCCCGUCCUGCUAUCGUCGGACUACAGGCUUCCUGGCUCAAGAGACGGGUUCGAAGGUCUUGAUGGUCCAUCAGCGGCUGGCACCACAAAGCCCCUUCCCGUCAGCCUUGCUUGAUGUAUUUCAGGCCUAUCUAGCACUCCUUGCUCCUCCCCCGGGUGCCCUUCACAAGGCGGUUUCGCCCUCUUCGAUCGUCAUUGCUGGGGAUAGCUCGGGCACAUGCCUUGCGUUCGGCCUCUUGCAGGUGCUGCUCAGGCUCCAGCGAUCGAAAAAGACGAUCGUUUUUCACGGGCAGACGAUCGAUCCAACCGUCCCCGCUGGUCUGGCACUGGUCAGUCCAAUAGCCGACCAAACGGGCUGUCUCCCUUCUUAUGAGCGGAAUGUCAAGACAGAUAUCCAUCCGGUCCCGAUGGAAAAUCUCCACUAUCUUCAGCCCGACUUUCCCACGUGCGCACUUUGGCCCACUCGGCCUCCCCGCUCAAACCUUUACUGUGACGGCGCUCUGCUAGCUCACCCUCUGGUGAGCCCAGUUGCUUCCGAAGACUGGACGGGCUCAUGCCCCAUCUGGAUGGCUUCUGGCGAAGAGCAAGCCACUGACCCCGCGCGGCUGAUUGCGCAGGUGGCGAACUCCCAGGGAGUCUCAGUCACCUACGAUGAGUACGAGAAAAUGCCACACACCUUUUUCUUCUUCUAUCGUCAGGCGCCGCAGACAGCGAAAAUUAUGGCCGACUGGGCACAGGCAAUUCUCGGAUUCUGUGUCGGCGAACGGCCCACCUCCUGUGUUCGUUAUAUUCGAGCGAAGGGGCUAGUUGCCGAGCCACAGGAUAUGAACCAAUUAGUGCCUUUUACCGUGGCUGAGGUGCGUGAGCUCAUGUGGGAGAAAAAUCGCAAAAUGAAGGUCCCGCCCUUUCACCGUGAUCCUCGGUCAAUGAUUUAG